Messenger RNA from Cephus cinctus (wheat stem sawfly), 805 nucleotides. RefSeq lists its product as uncharacterized. The record is from RefSeq and is a predicted model, not a curated record. The transcript is spliced from 3 exons. Lineage: Eukaryota; Metazoa; Arthropoda; Insecta; Hymenoptera; Cephidae. The coding region runs from base 277 to 579 and encodes 100 amino acids.
UUUUAUACCCUUCAUAUCAAUAUCAUAUAGAUGCCAAAAAAGAUAAUUAAGCCAUUAUUACAAUUUUAUAUAACAAAUUUAAAAUUUAACGAAAAUAAUUAACAUAAACUAAACCUUCUGCCAUUAAAUAAUUUAAACUUCGUCUCACUAAAACAAUUGUCUAUGAAAUUUCAUAAAAAAAGCGUAGUGUUUACAAAAUGUCAAAACUGCUUUAACAGGUUAAAUGCACUAGGAUGAUAUUAAAAUCGGAGGGACGUUUGAAAGUGUCUAUGUACUAUGGUAAAACUUCUUUUAGAAUUUAUUUUGCUUAUGUGGCUCAGUAUCAACUACAUAAAUGCUGAAAAUUGUCAGGGCCACGAUCGUGUUAAAUUUUUGUGUCCUGAUGGUCAAGACAAAACGAAAGAACGUUGCUGCUUUUCAGUUGUACCAGGAGAAAGAUAUGUUGGUUUAUAUUGUUGCAGUAUGCAAGAGUACGAAUCCAUAAAUCUGGACAAUGAUUGUAAUUAUUCUUAUAAAAAAAAUAACUGUGAACUUCUUGUAACAGAUUUAUUUAAGUACAAUCAUCAGAUGAAGGUUUGAUUAGUACAGAGAGCCCCACGAUAGAACCAUGGAUAUAAAAAGAGUUAUCUCUGCAAUAUUAUAAUCUAAAAUCAUCUCUUGUAUAUACAUAUAUAUUAAUAUAUAUUACAUUUAUAUUAAUACUGUAUUAACAAUAUAUAAAAACAAUGAUGAUGCAUAAGGGACAUCGAUUGAGAAUGUCAAAACAAUUCUAUUGACUUCUGUAAAGACUCAGUUGUUCCUUUAA